This is a messenger RNA of Vanrija pseudolonga, 1946 nucleotides long. It is a transcript of the gene SPAC30C2.08, whose product is annotated as UPF0662 protein. NCBI's taxonomy places the organism in Eukaryota, Fungi, Basidiomycota, Tremellomycetes, Trichosporonales, Trichosporonaceae. The coding region runs from base 414 to 1793 and encodes 459 amino acids. The transcript is spliced from 11 exons. Gene Ontology annotation, cellular component: cytoplasm; nucleus. The record is from RefSeq and is a predicted model, not a curated record.
CAAUCUGCUCCCCCUCCACCGGCCGGCCACUCACCCAAAUCACUCACCGCUUCCAUCACCCACAUUCAACACACACUUUCUUCAUUCCCCCAACACCCACCCAGCAGUGGGACACAUCUACACAACCUCUCUCAUCUCGUCGCCGUCGCCGUGCACAUCGGCCAUUACAUUCUCAUCCUUACCUCCCUCGUUGAGACUCUGUUGCACGUUGCAUUCCCUCGGGCUUCGGUGAUCUAUCACGUUCGAUUCCCCUAUCGGCCGGUACUCUUCGGCUUGGCACUCAACAUUACUGGCAAACGGGCACCCACACUCUGCCCUCGCACCUCUUGACAACGCUCCCCCAUCAUCUCCAACUCUUUGCACUCGACUAUUGCGCGUUUGCAAUCAACCCUUGAUUAACUCGUCUACACACCAUGGCGUCCAACAUGGUGCCCCAGGAGGAGCUUCCUGUCCUCGAAGCCGUCAUCAACAUUCGAAACCGUCUUACAGCUCUGAAAAAGGACACGACCAGGUUCAUCCGUGCUCAGGAUGUCAUGUCCAUCUACAACCAGAUUGUCAAGCAAGUUGCCAAGCUCAACACCAUUCGUGAUGAGCACUCACAGCCUGCUCUCAACUCCAACUCGAGCAGCUCGGCCACUCCCGCUCCCUUCCACCUUGAGCCCAACCGUGUCGACACCAUCAUUGCGGACGUCUUCUCUCUUGUCAGCCUGUUCUUCCUUGCCGUCGGCAAGACCCGAGAGUCGCCAGCGGUGUACUGCCAGAUUGCCAGCAUGCGUCAAAUCCUCAACCACAUGAACGAAUCGGGCGUGUACACUGAGGCUUACCUCCAAGGGUUCAAGGAGCGUCUCAACCAGCUCAAGACAAUUAUCGAGAACGACCGCCGGGAUGGACGGCACAAUGAGCAGGUGCUCAAAUACAUGUCGUACAAGCUCCAGGGAACUGAGGCUAUUGUGGACAAGCUGAUCGACUCUCUGUCCGUGCUGUCGAUUGAGCUGGUUCCCAUUCACAACAGACUCGUUCUGCUUCGCAAGCAGCUCAUGGCGCUUGCCACCGAGCCCAAGGUCAACAAGGCCGAGUUCAAGCCUAUUGUCGAGGAGCUGCGCAAGAUCGACUCGAAGCGCGUGGAUGGGCAGUUCUUGGGUCCCGGCGGUUCAUCUGUCCCAGAGGGCCAGGCACUUCUCAGCGGUCUUCUCGACUCAUGUUUCGAGAUUGUUCAGGAUGUCAAGGCGCGCGAGGCCGAGGUGGAUGUUACCCCACCUCUCAAGCCAAUCUGGGAGCGCCUGACGACGAUUAAGCAGCAGCUGGAGCAGCUGACGUUGACACACCGGUGGACUCUGCGUGAGACCGACCUGUACAACUACUCAGUGGCUCUGCGCGAGAUCGACCAGAUGCGAGUGGAUGGCAAGUUCGUCGACGCUGAUGGCAACAAGGCGGAGGGACAAUACGUCUUGCUCUACCUGCUCCGUCGCUGUUACGGCCUCAUCUUCCGCCUCAUGUCUGAAUCUGAGCCCAUCUCGGAGGAGCUGAUGCCCGUUGCAAACAAGCUCUCGACAAUCAAGAAGUGUCUCAACGAAGUGCUCAAGUACGGUGGACCAUACAGCCCUCGUGAUCUCUACCCAUACCACCUUGCCCUGCACCAGAUUGACCAGCUGCGCAAGGACGGCAAGUUCCUUGCCGACGACGGUAGCAUACCCGAGGGCCAGGCCAUUCUCAACGCUCAGCUGUCGGAGGCACACGAGUUGCUCGAGAUGCUCAAGGAGAGCAUGUCGGACGACGACGAUGACGACGAAUAGGUGCAAAGCUCUCUCUCGCCUGGGGCAAGGCUUUUGACGAUGGUGGAUAGGAGUAUCAUGUGCCGUGGGCGUUUUAGCUACCGGCUCGAAGAGGAUCAUUACAAUAGGCGUUGUACAACAAUAGCGUCAUGCAACAACUCAACCACACCAAGA